Molecule: messenger RNA, 1970 nt
Organism: Thamnophis sirtalis
Lineage: Eukaryota; Metazoa; Chordata; Lepidosauria; Squamata; Natricidae
Source: RefSeq, a predicted model, not a curated record
GCCCCUGCCAUAAUGGAGGACAAUGUGAUCACGUGACAGGAGUCUGCCUCUGUACUGCAGGGUAUAUGGGAGACAGGUGUCAAGAGGAGUGUCCAGUGGGGACAUUUGGCUUCCAGUGCAUGGAGAAGUGUAACUGCGAGAACAGAGCCAAGUGCUACCACGUCAACGGAGCGUGCCUGUGUGAUCCGGGCUUUAAGGGCAUCCAUUGUCAGGAGCGGAUCUGUCCCGAAGGAUACUACGGGCUGAAAUGCAACAAACGGUGUCCGUGUCAUCCUCCUAACACAGACAGGGAGAGAUCUGCUCGGUUACGUGUCCUCUUGGAAGCUACGGAGUCAAUUGCUCUCUGGCCUGCAACUGCAAAAACGAUGGCAUGUGUUCCCCGGCAGACGGCUCCUGCUUCUGCAGAGAAGGGUGGCAGGGAACCGACUGCUCCAUUCCAUGCCCAAGCAACACGUGGGGCCUUAACUGCAACCAGACGUGCUACUGUGCCAACGGAGCUGCCUGUGACCCCAUGGAUGGAUCUUGCCUUUGUGGUCCUGGGUGGCAAGGAGAACUCUGUGACCAGCCCUGCCCUGAUGGGACGUAUGGCCUGAACUGCAGCGAACGUUGUGAUUGUGACCACGCAGAUGGGUGUGAUCCUUUGACUGGCUAUUGCUGUUGCCUUGCUGGCUGGACAGUUUGUCCCCCUGGUUUCUACGGGCUUCACUGCAACCAGAUUUGUCCCCAAUGUCUUCACAGCAUACUUCCCUGCCAUCAUGUCACAGGCCAAUGUGAUUGCCUGCCAGGUUUUUUUGGUCCCCUCUGCAACCAAGUGUGUCCAAGUGGAAGAUACGGGAAAGACUGUGCUGAGUUGUGCUUGUGUACAAACAAUGGGACCUGCACUCCUAUGGAUGGCUCUUGCCAGUGUUUCCCAGGAUGGAUCGGCAAAGAUUGCUCACAAACUUGUCCGGUGGGCUUUUGGGGAAGCGAUUGCUUUCAUUCGUGCAGUUGCCACAAUGGUGGGACGUGCAGCCCCCACAAUGGAGAAUGCCGAUGUACCCCUGGCUGGACGGGUCCCUUCUGUUCGCAGAGAUGCCCAGCUGCCUUUUAUGGAAAGAACUGUGCCAAUGUCUGCCAGUGCCAGAACGGGGCUGACUGCGACCACAUCACCGGGCAGUGCACCUGCAGGACUGGCUUCACCGGAAAACAGUGUGAGCAGAAGUGUCCGCAAGGAACAUUUGGUUACGGCUGCCAGCAGCUCUGCGAAUGCAUGAAUAACGCCACCUGUGACUAUGUUACAGGGACCUGUUACUGCAGUCCCGGCUUCAAAGGGAUCAGGUGCGAUCAAGCGGCUCUCAUGAUGGAAGAAUUAAAUCCCUAUACUAAAAUUAGCCCCGCUCUUGGAUCUGAGAGGCAUUCAGUGGGAGCAAUCUCUGGAAUUAUUAUCCUCCUGCUAAUUAUUAUGGUUUUGCUGGCACUGUUUGUGUGGUAUCGACGUAAGCAGAAACUACGUGAAGGAAUCUGCCCACAGCUCCAGCUCCGCUUCCCUCAACAGCAGCGAAAACCCCUACGCCACCAUCCGAGACCCCCCCAUCCUGACCCGCAAACCGCCCGAGAACAGCUAUGUGGAAAUGAAGUCUCCUGCCCACCGGGACGCGUCGUAUUUGGACAUGCCAACCUCUUCGCCAGCUCACAAAAACAUCUACGACGUCGAGCCCACGGUCAGCGUGGUUCAUGAGAUCCGUCUCCGCAAUGCUGGUUACAUCCAAAAUCCAUACGAUCUUCCCAGAAACAGCCACAUCCCCAGCCAUUACGACAUUGUCCCGCUAAGACACAGCCCAACUCAUGGGACACUCUGGGACAAGCCAUCUUAAAGGGCCAGCCCACCCGGACAUCCCAACACACACACACACACCACAACCAUGUGCCAUGGGAGCAUUGUUCUCGGACACAACAAAGAUGACAAUCUUUUUUUUCCCCGUUUUAUCCUG